AUGGACUUGGAGGUCAGGGAGCCAACAGACUUUAGUUCUAGAGAUAAUCUGGCUCAGAAAGAAGAAGGUGGAGACAUCCAGAUCCAGUCUGCUCAGCCCUACAUGUCUUCACGCGAUGACAGGACACAAGACACCAAAGGGAAACCAUAUUUACAGGCUACUAAACAUGCAAAUAUGUAUGUAGUACAAAUUUCAGAAGAGGGAGACUCAAAUGAGAACAAUAACAAUGCCAGCAAUCCAUUCUCAGAUGCAUCUGUCCGCAGAGCCUUCAUUAUAAAAGUGUUCCUCAUUGUGUCAGCUCAGCUGUUAGUCACUGCCAUAAUCAUCAGUGUGUUUCUUUUCUGGAAUGAUUUAAGGGAGUGGGUAUUGGCAAACCGUUGGUUCACCUAUGCAUUCUUGCCCGCCUUUUUUAUUAUCCUGAUUUUACUUGCUUGCUGUGAGCAUCUCCGCCGUCAGGUGCCUACAAAUUACAUUCUCCUGGGACUCUUUACAGUUCUUCAAGGUCUGCUGCUAGGCAUCAUAUCAGUUUCCUAUAACGUGGAAGAAGUGUUAUGGGCCACAGGAGCAACCACUAUGGUGACAAUAGGGCUCACUUUAUUUGCUCUACAAACAAAAUGGGACUUCACCAUGCUAAGUGGAAUGCUGUUUGUUUUCUUAUUCAUUCUUAUCAUCUAUGGAAUUAUCUUAAUCUUCGUACACUCCUAUUGGCUGCAUCUACUGUAUGCUGCACUUGGGGCUCUGGUGUUCUCCCUGUACUUGGUGAUGGAUGUGCAAAUUAUGGUGGGAGGACGUCACCAUUAUUCUCUGGACCCUGAAGAGUAUAUUUUUGCUGCCCUGAACAUCUACUUGGACAUUAUCAACCUUUUCCUUUUUAUUUUGCAACUGAUUGGACUGGGGAGGUAGUCUUAUGGCCCAGACGGGCUUGCACUGGUAAGAGAAGAGGGAAGGAGGGACACG
Molecule: messenger RNA, 957 nt
Organism: Dipodomys spectabilis (banner-tailed kangaroo rat)
Lineage: Eukaryota; Metazoa; Chordata; Mammalia; Rodentia; Heteromyidae
Product: protein lifeguard 2-like
Exons: 9
Coding region: 1-903 (300 amino acids)
Cellular component (GO): membrane
Source: RefSeq, a predicted model, not a curated record